AUGGCGAACGAUGUGCCCACCCAAAUGGGGGACGACUCAGGGCUGAGCUUCAAGAUCGUCGACGAGGACAGCGUGCAGAGGUUCAUCAGAAGUGCAGUCUACAAGGAGCUGGUCGACUUCAUUACGCAGUUGAACAAUUCCGUUGUGGCGGUGGAGAUGCAUCCGCUGGAUCACUUCUACGCACGGGAAGACAGCACCGAAGGAGUAGCCACACGGAUUGAUCACGUCGAAAAUAUCCUAGUCAUUUCACGCAACGUACAAAAUGUACUCACGCUGGUUAGAAGCAUGAACAAGUAUAUAGAUCUAUGUCCCCCCAUUAAGCAACCCUCUCGGUUUGGCAACAAAGGCUUCCAACUUUUCUGUGAUGAAUACUACAAAGAGGUAGAUGAAAAAUUACCAAUCAUUUUAAGCCAAUCUGGAUUAGAGAACCCAUCCGAACAUACCUUCCAGUUGGGUCACUAUUUAAAAAACUCAGUUGGGAAUAGAAAGCGAAUUGACUAUGGUACGGGGCAUGAGUUGAAUUUUCUGCUCUUUCUCUUUUGCCUUAACAAGCUGCAUUUUUUUGGCCCGUCGGACUAUAAGCACCUCGUCCUCGUUCUCUACCGGCAAUACCUUGAAUGUGUGAGGAGAAUCCAAAUCACCUACACCGUGGAGCCUGCAGGGAGCAGAGGCGCCUGGGGGCUGGACGAUUUCCAGUUUUUGGUUUUUCUGUUCGGCGCAGCGCAGUUAUCCUACAACACACAGAUAAAGACGGACGAUAUCGAAAAGAAGGAACUGCUGGAGUUGUGGGCACCCAAGUACCUUUAUUUUGACGCGCUGAAAUACAUUUCGAUGCUGAAGCAUGCCCCCUUUCACGAAUCCUCCCAAAUGUUGUACGACAUUUCCGGCGUGGAGACAUGGGAGAAAAUCUGCUCGGGGCUGCUGAAGAUGUACCAAGCAGAGAUCAUCCAGAAGCGCCAAAUCCUGCAGCACAUUUUGUUCGGCAAACUGAUUGACUUUUGA
Plasmodium coatneyi is the source of this 1002-nucleotide messenger RNA. RefSeq names its product Serine/threonine-protein phosphatase 2A activator. Gene Ontology annotation, cellular component: protein phosphatase type 2A complex; nucleus; cytoplasm. The record is from RefSeq and is a predicted model, not a curated record. Bases 1 to 1002 code for a protein of 333 amino acids. Lineage: Eukaryota; Apicomplexa; Aconoidasida; Haemosporida; Plasmodiidae. Gene Ontology annotation, molecular function: peptidyl-prolyl cis-trans isomerase activity; protein tyrosine phosphatase activator activity. Gene Ontology annotation, biological process: mitotic spindle organization. The transcript has 5 exons.